CCUGUGAACAUCUUCUAUUUCAUAAUCAACCCUGCCCACUUUGGACAGUCAGUAGAAAAUCUGUACUACUUGUUGUCCUUGUUUCACAAUGGUAUCUGUGCCUUAUAUUUAAUGGAAAAUGGUGAACCCAUGAUAUACUUGUGUGAACCACCAAUGAGUGAAGAUUGCAUGGCUGGCAUCUCAAGAUGGGAGAUGGUAGUGGAAGUCAAUAUGGGAACCUGGAGGGUG
This is a messenger RNA of Suillus fuscotomentosus, 228 nucleotides long. RefSeq lists its product as uncharacterized. The annotation marks the transcript as partial. The record is from RefSeq and is a predicted model, not a curated record. The transcript has 2 exons. Lineage: Eukaryota; Fungi; Basidiomycota; Agaricomycetes; Boletales; Suillaceae.